Sander lucioperca (pikeperch) is the source of this 2500-nucleotide messenger RNA. Its product is annotated as N-terminal EF-hand calcium-binding protein 1-like. Gene Ontology annotation, molecular function: calcium ion binding. Lineage: Eukaryota; Metazoa; Chordata; Actinopteri; Perciformes; Percidae. The transcript is spliced from 12 exons. The coding region runs from base 211 to 1284 and encodes 357 amino acids. The record is from RefSeq and is a predicted model, not a curated record. Gene Ontology annotation, biological process: regulation of amyloid precursor protein biosynthetic process. Gene Ontology annotation, cellular component: endoplasmic reticulum; Golgi cis cisterna; cytoplasm.
GGCCGUGUAGAGGCGGAGUUUGCUCUGCUGCUGUCGACGUACAUGCAGCAGGCAGUGGGCAUCAGGCUGGUCCAUCUCAUCCUGACUGCAACACAGGACCAACAUUAUCCUCCUACCAUCCACCUUUGACAAGGACAAGCCCUCCCCAAAAACACAAGGACAGAACAACAAUCUUUCAUUUAAAAAAGAAAUCGCAUCGAAAGCGGCAAGAUGCUGGCCUGUACAGAGAUGAUCACAAUGUGUCUUCAGUCUGCAAAGCACGAACACUUGAGGAAACAGCUUGACCACAACCAAAAUCAAGGCAUCUCUCAUUUUCAUGAUAUAUUCCGCCGGGCAGACAAAAAUGACGAUGGGAAGCUGUCCUUGGAGGAGUUCCAGUCAUACUUCACUGACGGUGUCCUCACUGACGACCAGAUGCAGGAGCUGUAUUGCUCUAUUGACAGGCAACACACAGACAACCUGGACAUAGACAAACUCUCAGAGUACUUCACUCCACAUCUGGGGGAAUACGUCAAUGUGUUGUCUGCUCUGGAGAAGCUGAAUGUGGCCAUUUUGAAGGCCAUGGAUAAAACUAAAGAGGAGUAUCAGGGUUCAUCAGUGCUGGAUCAGUUUGUGACACGCUUUCUGCUGAGGGAGACUUCCACCCAGCUGCAGUCCCUUCAGUCAUCACUGGACUGCGCUAUGGAGGCAGUUCAUGACCAGGGCUGUUCUGGGAGGAGGAUACUGAAGAAGCCUGAAGACCUGCCUAUCCAGAGGGUGGCCAAACGCACCGGCCGACGCAUCCAGAAGAACAUGUGUCUCUCCCCUACUGACCCCUACUCUGGCAUGCUCACCACAGGGGUCAGCGUGGAGCCAGACAACCACUGGGGCUCCCAGAUCAACCAACUGGAGCAGCUCAUAGACAAACUGGAAUGUGAGAGUCCACAUCUUGAACCUCUUAAAGAGGACACAUUGGCAGGGACAUAUAAAUCGAACAUACUUCUGGUCCAAAGACAAAUGUCCGUGAAGGAGAAGGAUGUGGAGCAGUUUCAACAAGCUCUUAAAAUCUACACAGAUACCACCAGCAGCCAGCUAAACAACCUGCACGUUUCAGUCCAGAACCUGCCAGACAGAUCAUGCUUCAUCAUGUACGAGUUUUGGCAGGAUCGUCUCUCCUGGAUGAGCUACCUGCAGUCGCCCAUCAGUAAGACCUUCCAGCGCUGCAUUAUCGACUCACUGGAAGAGCCGGAGAUGGUCUCCACCAUGCUCCUCCCAGCCUCUUGGUGGAUUAUGAACAACAACUGACAGGGGAAAGCAGCUGCUGCUAUUCAACACAAUAAAAGCAGGAGGAAGAGCUGAUUGUGUAAUUGUUUUAUAUUUUUUGUUCUUUGAUAUCCAUUUUUUUCCUUAUGGCAUGACUAGGAUUUUUGCAAAGCGAUAGCUCUCAGGUUAUAAAAAAGAAGACUGCUUAGAUAAAUCAGUCAAGAGUGCAACAAAUUAAAACCUUGGAGAGAAACAAUUGAAGGCAAUGCAAUAUUUUAUUGUGUGAUCAGGAUUUGUGCCAACAUACAUUUAUAAGCACAUUUAUUGUUUCUGAUUUAAUAAAAAGAAUAGAAAGAUUUGCAUGAUUUCUUAUUUAUCACUGGUAGUUUAUUUCAAUCAGAACUACAUCUUAGAAUAGAUAUAAUGUCACUGAUGCCACAAAAAUAGAAACACAUCAAUGAUCUGUCCAUCCAUCACUAUCCAUCACUCAUUCUUCAGUACAGACAAAAACAUAAUAAGUGGUAGGGUUAACCUGCAUUUCCCCUUGUUCUCUCUGUGGUAUUGUACUUUGUUGUCGCCUUCAAAGCUUUGCUACCAAAUGUCUUUUUGCUGAUGGGUUAGACAGCCAAUAGAUAAAACAUAGUAAUGAACGAUUAUGGUCCGCAUCUAAACUUGUAUCGUCACGAGUGUGUCACUCCUGCACUUUAGAAAAAACCUGGACCUAAUUGUGAAGAAUGGGUGUUUAUUGUAGAUUGUCUAUUAUAAAUGUAGAAUUAACUGCUGUUAUAACAAGCCAAGAGCUGCACUAAAGUGUAGUGAGAAAUUAGCGGAUGCUAACAAUUAAACAAAUAAGUCUGCAGUUUGCCUGUACUAUCACUCUAGAAAUUAAGCUCAAAGCCCUUGUUAUACAUUUGCAGUGUAAACUGUACAGUGCACACACACAUAGAAGUUUAUAUUUUGAGUACAGAUAUUAAGCAGAAACUGUUGGGUGUAAUGUAAUUAGACAGAAGGUCAACUGAGAUUGUGUACAGCUAGUUAAUGAAAGCUGUAAGAUGUUAGAUAUUGUUGUAGAACAUUGGUAAAUGUAUAGUAUGAUAGUAUAAUGAGCUGUGGUUGAUCCGAUAAUGUGAGGAACGAAUGUGUUCACCCUUUUUUAGUGUUUUAUCAUUUAUUUUAUGAAGAAUAUACAGUUGUUAUGUGGAUGCUAUGUUUGUUUUCUGGCAUGAAAUAAAGUUCAUGACUUGUUGAUGAAAUUAAA